Mesitornis unicolor (brown roatelo) is the source of this 633-nucleotide messenger RNA. It is a transcript of the gene TNFRSF13C, whose product is annotated as tumor necrosis factor receptor superfamily, member 13C. Gene Ontology annotation, biological process: positive regulation of T cell proliferation; T cell costimulation; B cell costimulation. Gene Ontology annotation, cellular component: external side of plasma membrane. The coding region runs from base 1 to 633 and encodes 210 amino acids. The record is from RefSeq and is a predicted model, not a curated record. NCBI's taxonomy places the organism in Eukaryota, Metazoa, Chordata, Aves, Mesitornithiformes, Mesitornithidae. The transcript has 3 exons. Gene Ontology annotation, molecular function: signaling receptor activity.
AUGUCCUCAUCGGGAAAAGCCACCGCUGCCUCCUCCUGCCUCUCCUCCCAGUGCUUCGACCUCCUGACCAAGUCCUGCGUCAAGUGCUCUGACUUGUUCAAGGACAACGCAACAGAGCCCGCUCGUGCGGUGCCCACCUCUGCCCUGGCGCCCACCCUCCCCUCGGCGGACCUGCCCAGCACCCUCCUGAUCUUCGGGGUCCCGGCGGUGGUGGGGUUCAUCUUGAUUCUGGCUACUCUCUUGGGCUUCCUGGCCUGCAAGGUGGGGAAGUGGAGGAGGAAGAGGAAGGCGGCGGACAAGGAGGAUGAAGCAAAUGUGGAUGCUGCCACUGCCCUGCCCAACCUGGGAUGCCAGGACCCUGCCAUGCUGGAGGGAGAGACCCAACUGGCUCUGGCCCCAUGCCCCCAUCUCAAUGGAGGCCUGCAGAUGCCGGGCCCACCUGGGAAAGCUGAGGCGAAGUGGAAGCCAUGUUGCCGGGGCAAUGCUGACGGCGACAUCGUCCUGCUCUCCGACAUGUACCUCCGGCGUGAGGAGUGCAACCACGGCUUCCCACUGCCCGCCACCGAGCUGGGGGCUGCAGCCCUGGUCACCACCAAAACCACCCAGAACUGCUCCAGCGAGGAGAGAGCCUGA